CCUCUUGAAAGGCUUCAGGUUUGUAAGGAGUAAAGCACGGAAGGACUUUACUCCUGGACCUACUUGGGAAGACUGGGCAGUGUUGUUAAACUUAAAUCUUUAAACAUCUUUCCGGACUUGAUCCCGUUUGGGAUCAAAAGUCUUUUCCUCUGCAUUAUUCCCCGGGAAACCGUAAACAGAGCUUACGGGUCUACGUGUAUGUAUUAUGUAUAUGCAUUUGUGCGUGUAUUGUGAUAAAUGAUAAGGUGGUUGGAAAUAUGCUAUCUCCAAACCGUUGAUGAAUACAGAUACCCUGGCAGCACUCCAGUCUUCUUUUGUUCGUGUUUAUUCUUUUGCCUUGCUGUCUGGCAAGGCUUUGCAUUUCGAAGAAAACUGAAGAUUCAGCAAAAUUACAAGAAAUUGCUAUGGAAGACAAAAAAGGCUCAAACCUCACAAGAAUCCCAAUUCACAGAUCGAUACCCAGAUCAUCUGAAACAUCUCUAUUUAGCUGAAGAGGAAAGACUUAGAAAGCAACUUAAAAAAGUUGACCAAACUUUCUCAGAAGGACAAAUUGACCAACCUUUAAGAGAACAGUGUGGCGUUGAUCAGGCUUUGUCUGAAGAACACUGUAGCAUUGAGCAGCCUCUACCAGCAGGACAAAGUAGCGAAACAGUAAACUCCAUUGCUACUUCAAAGAAAUGUAAAAAGAAAACAUCAAAUCAGAAAGCACAAGAAGAAUAUGAACAGGUAAAAGCAAAGCGUGCUGCUAAGAAACAAGAAUUUGAGAGAAGAAAACGAGAGAGAGAAGAAGCUCAGAGACUCUACAAAAAGAAGAAAAUGGAAGUGUUCAAAAUAUUGAGCAAAAGGACUAAAAAAGGCCAACCAAAUUUGAAUUUACAAAUGGAGUAUCUUCUUCAAAAAAUACAAGAAAAUAAAUAAAUCAGACAUUUUGUCCUUAAUCAAGGGUUAAAAUA
Choloepus didactylus (southern two-toed sloth) is the source of this 953-nucleotide messenger RNA. It is a transcript of the gene CCDC59, whose product is annotated as coiled-coil domain containing 59. Lineage: Eukaryota; Metazoa; Chordata; Mammalia; Pilosa; Megalonychidae. The record is from RefSeq and is a predicted model, not a curated record. The transcript is spliced from 4 exons. Gene Ontology annotation, cellular component: nucleus. Bases 238 to 918 code for a protein of 226 amino acids.